AUGUCGAACCGCUACGAACGCGAGGCCGAAGAUCGCUACGAAGAGGAGAAUGACCUCUCUCCUGUCACCGGUGACUUCAAGGAUUCAUCCUAUACCACAGAUCAAGCCAGUAGAAUCCCUGUGCAGUCAGACAACAAACCGUACGACGAUCCUUUCCAGCCGCCACAGUCCAACUCCAAUCAGCAGCUAGAACAAGAUGAGCGCGACGCUAUUGACCCGUCUAAUAUCUUGCAAGGAGAUCGAAAUCGCCUUCGCCAUGCGAAACCCAAGACGGCGAACCGUUACAACGAAGGUCCGAAUGAGGACGAUAUUCCCUAUGAAGCACAGUACACGGGACAGUCUUCAACUCGCUAA
Messenger RNA from Talaromyces atroroseus, 354 nucleotides. RefSeq lists its product as hypothetical. NCBI's taxonomy places the organism in Eukaryota, Fungi, Ascomycota, Eurotiomycetes, Eurotiales, Trichocomaceae. The transcript is spliced from 2 exons. The coding region runs from base 1 to 354 and encodes 117 amino acids. The record is from RefSeq and is a predicted model, not a curated record.